AUGAUGCUCCUCCUCCUCGCCAUCCGGCUUCUGCUCCGGGAAUGUGUGGGGAUGAGCCCCCUCCCAAACUGCCUGCUUCUCCCGGAAGUGGAGCUUCUGCGCUGGAUUGCUGCUCUGCCCCGCAGCUCUAGGGGCGCGCGCUUUCGGAAAGGGGAGGAGGGGCGGCAGGUAAAUCCCCCCCCCCACGUGGAUGUUGCAGGAAGGGAAAGGAAAGGAGAAUCGCGAGCGAGGACAAAGAGGUAAAGGGGUCUCGGGUGGGAGGCGAGAGAAGGAUCCAGAGACCUCCUCCAGCUCCCCAAAGCGCCUUUCGUGGAUCUGAAUCCCUGCACGCGUUCUGCGAAGGGGUUUUCCUUGGACCCUUAGGAAGCCCACCCAGGGGAUCCCAACGAAGCCCCCUCGCCCCAUUUCCCCGCGCAGGCAUCCCUGGGGCGCUGUGGGUUCCGCGCGGAGAGAGGUGGGCCAUGAAAGGGUUAACGGGAGUGAGGGACGCCUGGAUAGAGACCCCCCCUGUCCCUCCCCUGCUCGUCUUGGGGGGCCCCUCCGGACGGAGAGAUGGGGGCGCAGGGCGUGGGGUAAGCCGCGCCAAGGGGGCCCUCUGGGUGCAGCGGAGACUCUGGGACAGAGGGAGGGAGUCGAGGAAGUGGGGAGGGGGAGCAUCCCUGGGGCAGGGAAGUGCAGCAAUGGGGGAGAGAGCGAGAGCGAGCGCUAGGAAGACCAGUCUUUGGGGACACAUCUCCAUCAUGGCGCCCGCGGGAAUUCUCUGGAGGGGCCGCCUUCGCUUCUCCCUCCCACCCAGGAAACGGCCACCCCUUCAAGGCGACCAGAGAGGGAUCCCUGGAAAGUGGGGGGGUCGUGUCCCCACACCCGUUCCUUCCUGCAACCUCUAUCCUCUUCCCACCCCAUAG
Messenger RNA from Podarcis lilfordi (Lilford's wall lizard), 905 nucleotides. The record is from the annotation of a GenBank genome assembly. NCBI's taxonomy places the organism in Eukaryota, Metazoa, Chordata, Lepidosauria, Squamata, Lacertidae.